This is a messenger RNA of Cornus florida, 948 nucleotides long. RefSeq names its product mannose/glucose-specific lectin-like. The coding region runs from base 1 to 948 and encodes 315 amino acids. The transcript has 3 exons. Lineage: Eukaryota; Viridiplantae; Streptophyta; Magnoliopsida; Cornales; Cornaceae. The record is from RefSeq and is a predicted model, not a curated record. Gene Ontology annotation, molecular function: carbohydrate binding.
AUGGUGAUAGACCGAAAGCUUGAUCCUUCCCUUCCAUUGGAGAGCUUGAAGGCACGGUGGUUUGGGGGUGGGUGUUGGUGGUUGUGGAGUUUUGGUGUGGUUGCUGCAGAAUCCGGUUGUGAGAUUGAUAGGGUGUUGAGGGUGAAACUAAACGAUCCUACCGAAUACCUCAUUUCGAUAUCAGGGUACUAUAGUUUUGGAUCUCAAUUUGUGAACUCUCUUACAUUCCAAAGCAAGAUAAGGCAUUAUGGACCAUAUGGUAAGGAAGAAGGAACUAGUUUUGUAAUCCCGAUAACAGCUAGCAAGAUUGUCGGAUUCUUUGGAAGAGCGAGUAAUUAUAUAAAUUCGAUUAGAGUAUACGUUAAGCCAUUACCAACUAUAAUAAUUGUUGGCCCAUUUGGAACUACUGGUGGGCAACAGUGGAAUGACGGAACCUACAACAAUGUAAGGGAAUUAAUUAUACAUGCCGGAGCGUUAAUUGAUUCCAUUCAAGUUGUCUAUGAUGAUGUCGAUGGAAACCUAGUAUCGGGAGAAAACCAUGGUACUGUCGGCGGCGCAAAAUUCACGGUCAAAUUAGACCCGGAUGAAUUUUUGCUUCCAUUUUGGGGCUACUAUGGACAAGUCGCUGACAUGGUUGUUAUCCGGUCACUUGGAUUUCAAAGCAAUAAAAGAACGAUUGGACCAUUUGGCGUGGAGGAAGGAAAGAAAUUUCAAUCCUCAUCCACUUGUAAUAAGAUCAUUGAAUUCCAUGGAAGGUCCGAGAGCUUUCUUAGUUCAAUUGGAGCAUAUCUUUCUGAGUCAUCUCUUGCCGCAAUACCUGUUGAGGCUAUAAUGCUUGAGGCUAUUGAGGCUACUGAGGCUACAAUACCUGCUGCUGAGGCUACAAUGCUUGAGGCUAUUGAGGCUACAAUACUUGCUGGGGAUGCAAUGCCUGAUGGUCUACUUUGA